Molecule: messenger RNA, 2085 nt
Organism: Megalops cyprinoides (Indo-Pacific tarpon)
Lineage: Eukaryota; Metazoa; Chordata; Actinopteri; Elopiformes; Megalopidae
Gene: eif2a
Product: eukaryotic translation initiation factor 2A
Exons: 14
Coding region: 144-1778 (544 amino acids)
Biological process (GO): translational initiation
Cellular component (GO): cytosolic small ribosomal subunit
Molecular function (GO): mRNA binding; tRNA binding; protein binding
Source: RefSeq, a predicted model, not a curated record
GAUGGCGCCCCCCACACCGAAUCUAGCAGACUCUGUUGAUUGAACCCUUAGUCCGAGGAUCGCAGGGGACAUCGGUGCUCCUGGGACCUCCGAACUGUGAGGAAAAUGCAGCUUUCCAGAGGGACAACCGCAAAAGCAAAUUCAUGGUUUUCAGCAAAGAUGGUUCUUUGUUUGGCUGGUGCAAUGGAGACAAGGUCACUGUUAUGAAGGUUGUGGAUGGCACAAUUGUUCAGUCCCUGGAUCUCCCAAAGACAGCCAUGUUGGAAUUCUCACCUCUGGGCACUGUGUUGGCUACGUGGCAGCCCUACAGCAAAACACAGGACAAUCCCCAGGGGGAAACCAACCUGCAUCUGUGGGACCUGCAAACUGGGACCUGCCUUAAGUCUUUCUACCAGAAGAAGGUGCAGGGCUGGUGUCCCAGCUGGGCAGAUGACGAGAGUAUUUCAGUUAGAAAUGUUAACAAUGAACUUCAUUUCUUUGAGAACAACAACUUCAACACUAUUGCCAACAAGCUUCACCUACAGAAGGUGUCAGAGUUUGUUUUGUCUCCAGGACCUCAGCCCAGCAAGGUUGCUGUCUAUGUCCCAGGAAGCAAGGGUGCCCCAUCCUUUGUUCGACUUUACCAGUACCCCAAUUUUGGGGGCCCGACCUGCGCCCUGGCCAACAAAAGCUUCUUUAAGUCAGACAGAGUGACAAUGCUGUGGAACAAUAAAGCCACAGCAGUACUGGUUACAGCCAGCACAGAGGUGGACAAAACAGGCGCCUCCUACUAUGGGGAGCAGACACUGCAUUACCUGGCCAUCAACGGGGAGAGUGCAGUGGUUCAGCUACCAAAGAAUGGGCCAAUCUAUGAUGUGGUAUGGAGCCCCAGCUCCUCAGAGUUCUGCGUGGUGUAUGGCUUCAUGCCGGCCAAGGCCACUGUCUUCAACCUCAAGUGUGAUCCUGUCUUCGACUUUGGCACGGGCCCUCGGAACGCUGCCUUCUACAGCCCGCAGGGCCACAUCCUGGUCCUGGCUGGGUUUGGGAACCUGCGGGGCCAGAUGGAGGUUUGGGAUAUGAAGAAGUACAAGCAGGUGUCCAAGCCCCAAGCACCUGAUGCCACCUACUUCUCUUGGUGCCCAGACGGUGAGCACAUUGUCACGGCAACCUGUUCCCCACGACUUCGUGUUAGCAACGGGUACAAGAUCUGGCACUACACGGGCACAGUGCUGUACAAGGAGGACUCGCCCGAGGGCACAGAGCUGUGGGAGGUUCUGUGGCAGCCUUUCCCUGAAGGAACCUUCCCUGAGAGGCCCAUCAAGUACCAGGCAGCGGUGAGUGAGCUCGGGACUACUGAGGCCAAGCCAGCUCAAGCUUAUCGCCCACCUGCACUCCGGAAUAAACCUGCCACAGCCAGCUCCAAACUGCAUGAAGAAGAGCCGCCACAAAACCUCAAACCCAGUUCAGCGGGAGACAAGCCACUGUCCAAGACAGCCCUGAAGAACCAGAAAAAGCGGGAGGCCAAGAAAGCUGCUAAACAGGAAGCAAAAACAGAUGAACCUCAGCUGCCAUCUGACCCUGCCCCCACAUGCCCUGCUCCUGCUGCUGGCCCCACCCCUACCUGUGGGGACCCUGAGACUGACAAGAAGAUCAAGAACCUCAAGAAGAAACUGAAGGCCAUUGAACAGCUGAAAGAACAGCAGGCAGCUGGGAAAACUCUGGAGAAAAACCAGAUUGAGAAGAUGCAGAAGGAGGCCCAGUUGUUACAGGAGCUGGAAGAUCUAGAGUUGGGAGUUUAAAAUUGAAAUACUUGUGUCUUCAUCAGCCAAGCCCAAACACUGAUAAAUGCCACUAUCACGCUGGACCCAUUUGUAUAAAGUUAGGGAAAUUAUACUCCAGACACAUUUCAGUUAAAGACUUGUUUUGCCAUUAAUCUGAAUGUUCGAGCCAUGAGAAAGUAUCAAACUGAAGCACACAAGGCCAUGCUGCUAUGCAAUAUGGUAAAGUGGACAGCAAUGCCACUUACACUGGUUGACUGUACAUAAUGAAAGCUUUAUGUUGUAUAACAGCCUUGAGGUUUAAUAAAGCAAUACAGUGAUCAAGGUU